AUGUUCGCAACUGUCGACGACGCUUCCCGAUCGAGUUCAAGCUCCACUGCAUCGCUUCUCUCGGACUUCGUCUCGGGAGAGCGCUACCCCGGUUCUCCGUCCACAUGGAAGGGCAAGCAGAAAUCGCUCGUGACAGGCAGUGAGUGUGAAGGAGUAGGGUGUGUCGGACAGAGGAGAAUCUCAGGACUCAGACGGCGGAGGUCCCAGUUCGAUCGCAGAGAUGAAGGCCCAGGUGCAACAGACGGAAUCGUGCUGCCGAUGCAGUUGGUGGGGACAGGGAUUUUCGAAGCUGUCUACACCAUUCCCGUACGAGUGGGCACUAGCGCACAAAAUUUCUCCAUUCAAGUGGACACCGGAUCUAGUGACUUGUGGUUUGCAUCUAGGUCGUGUUCCUCCCAGGCAUGUUCGCAGACAGGUGGGCGGCUUUACGACCCAUCUUCGUCAAGACCGACGGGUCAACAAUUCGAGAUUCCUUACCUUCGGGGCAGGGCCGCUGGACCAGUGGUGUGGGAUCGAUUCGAAAUAGGUGGCUAUAGUAUCGAAAACCAAGCAAUAGCGGCCGUCGACGACGUCUCGGACGAACCGCUCAGCCCUGAUUUCGUUGGAAUAUUGGGACUCGCGCUACCGAUGAAUUCUAUCAUCGCACGCGUUCUGACUCCUGGGACAAGCGAUGCGCCUGACGGACAGAGCGUACCAGCAAAUCUAUUCUCCAUCACGCCCCGUUACGCUGCGCCCUCCUACCGCUUCAUCUCCAUCACCCUAUCGCGCCCUGGAUCCGACUACCCUCCAUCUCUCCUCAGUAUCGGUCGACAUCCUUCUGCCAUCCGAGAACUCCACCAGGACAACGACACAGCGAAGGAUUUGAACGCCACCAAAGUCCAAUACUCUACCCUCGUUUCAGAGCGCAGCGGGAUCCUCUUCUGGAAGGUAGACGUUCGUGGUAUCACGGUUUGGGUCGAUGGAUUCGCUAGGGAGGUAACUCUAGCGCGUGGCGUAUCUGGAACACCAUGGCCCACAGCAGUCAUCGAUUCCGGCGUCCCCCUCAUCCUCACAACCAGUGCCAUAGCCAACGGUAUCUACGGCGCGCUUGGAAUAGGUCCAGCUAGUGAUGGUCAAUACUACGUCCCAUGCAAUACGCCCCUCAACCUUACUCUUACCCUCGACGACCGUCCUCCGGUGGCCCUACAUCCCCUUGAUCUAACCGGCCUGCCCCCCAAAGACACUUCCAGCGACUUCUGCAUCGGCCUCAUCCAGGCAGCUGACGCCGCUCUUUCCAGUCCCACAAAUGGCUUCGGCGACAUGAUACUCGGCGUCCCCUUCAUGCGCAGCGUCUACACCGUUAUGGCUUAUGACAGUCCCUCCGAAGAGGGUGUCUUCCCCAACUCGACCGUACCAACCACGGGAAGUGCUAACAGUAUUCGACCACGGCUUGGGUUGCUGUCCUUAGUGGACCCCCACGUGGCGAUGGACGAGUUUACACGCGUGAGGGUCGCACAUCAGCCGCUUUCUACAGGAGGCGGGACCGCAGGGAGCAAUAGGGCACCUAGUAGCGGAGAUGGGAAGAAGAUAUCGGUGGGGAUAGCGGUGUUGAUUGGAUUGGUUGGGUUUUUCGCGCUCUGCGUCGCGCUUUUUGCGUUACGGUGGUUUAUCACGCGGCGUCAGUGGAGGAAUGCGGGUAGCUCAACUUUGGGAGGCCCCAACUCCACAGAGUAUCAACCCACACGUCAGGGAUCACCCGAGGUCGAGCUCACGGCGGUUGGAUGGGCUGGGCUCAGAGGGAAGGACCGCGGCAUCGAGGCGAAGGUGAUGUCAGAGGACGAGCUUAGGGCUCUGCGAUACGAAGCCUACAUGCGCAAGGAGCGGGUACAUAGCGACUACACCACUAGCAGCGCCCAGACGCGCGUCAACGAGCAAGAUAGUGACAUCGACGGCGAAAUGGGUUUCAGGAAGGAGGCUCCAUACGAAGGAACGCCGGCGCUGACUACCGAAGACCAUCAUCCCACCACCCAAUCCGUGUCUCCCUCGCCGUCUCCAAUACCGGUCGCUGGUCGGUCCCAGCCUUCAGCUUCAACAUCGAGCCACUCGUCCUAUGACCCGCAUCCCCCACUUUCUGAACAUGACGCUCGCCCUUCCAUGCAUGCAGAUACUACGGACGAGCUCGGCGUCCGGCUCAGUAUGGUUGGUGUCGGCUCUGGAAAUCGCUCGAGCUUCAUGGACACAUCCUCCCCUCACGAUACGAGAUUCACUUCUUUCCCCUCACCAGAACCACCUUCAGGACAUUCACCACGCCCGGUGGAUUCAUAA
Messenger RNA from Pleurotus ostreatus (oyster mushroom), 2304 nucleotides. RefSeq lists its product as uncharacterized. Gene Ontology annotation, molecular function: aspartic-type endopeptidase activity. Gene Ontology annotation, biological process: proteolysis. Lineage: Eukaryota; Fungi; Basidiomycota; Agaricomycetes; Agaricales; Pleurotaceae. The record is from RefSeq and is a predicted model, not a curated record. The transcript has 5 exons. The coding region runs from base 1 to 2304 and encodes 767 amino acids.